AUUCAUAAACACGUGCACACUUGCAUUGAUCCACAACUUGUUCUUCUAUAUUAGCAAAGAAUGAUUGCUUUAUUUACCAUCUCUUUCUCUUUAAUCUGUCAUUCUGAUCAUCAGUUGUGCAAGUAUUGAUAACGUGUGCAGUGAGUGAUGAUCUGUGUUGUUAGAGUGUGGAGACAUUGCUCUGACACUGAAUGCUGCAGGCAGCUCCUCCCAUCCGGAUAUAAGAGCCAGCUGAGCAGGUAGUCAGAGUUCAUCCCUCCAACAGGACACUGGUACUGACUGAUGAGGAGGCUGCACGCUCUGUGAAAACAUUUUUAUUCUGUAGCUGUGACAUGCUUUCUCCUUUUCAUACUGAGAUGUGAGGAUAGUCCCUGCACGUGGUUCCGGUCUCAUCGAACUGAACAUUUGGAGUUUGGACUUGAACGCUUUACAAUGACUUUCGCCAUGCUGCGGCCCGUAGCGACACACUUGAUCUACUCAGACUUCACCGUCACGUCCGAGGAUGACGAAAACCGCAGCGAGAGCGACGGCAGCUCGGAGCAAAGUUACUGCGGAUCAACCGAGAAACGACGCAGGAUUUCCCGCAAAUUGGACGGAGACUCGACGGUGGUGGUGAAGCAGAGGAGCGCGGCUAACGCCAGGGAGAGAGGGAGGACCCAGAGUGUUAACACCGCUUUCACAGCUCUCCGGACUCUCAUACCCACCGAGCCUGUGGACAGAAAACUGUCAAAAAUCGAAACUCUGCGUCUGGCGUCCAGCUACAUUUCUCAUCUGGCUAACGUGCUUCUUCUGGGGGACGGCGGCCCGGACGGACAGCCGUGCCUCGGCGUGGUUCACGCGCAGGGAGAGAGCGGGGGGCAGCAACCGAGGACCAUCUGCACAUUCUGUCUGAGCAACCAGAGAAAAGGGAUAAAGGAUGGCAAAGACUGUUUAAAAAUGCGAGGGCUGGGUCCACUGAGAAUGAGACGCUGACCGAAGACCAGUGGAUGAUUACAACCUGAAAAUCCUCAAAGACUUUCUCAGGGAAGAGUCAUAGCUGGUGUUACAAAACACACAAACACAUUGGAACAUGCACACAAACCUACACGUACAUGUACUCGAAAAAGCCUCCUGUGAACAUGCUGGAUGAAAUGAUAAAAACCAAAGAAGAGACUAUUUAUACUUUAAGCAUAAGCCUUUCAAAGAUGCAGUGCAUUUGUUUGAAACUUGUGCGUUUUUUCCUCAUUCUCUCACAAAAAG
This is a messenger RNA of Cheilinus undulatus (humphead wrasse), 1239 nucleotides long. RefSeq names its product transcription factor 15 (gene tcf15). Gene Ontology annotation, molecular function: RNA polymerase II transcription regulatory region sequence-specific DNA binding; protein dimerization activity; DNA-binding transcription factor activity, RNA polymerase II-specific. The record is from RefSeq and is a predicted model, not a curated record. Lineage: Eukaryota; Metazoa; Chordata; Actinopteri; Labriformes; Labridae. Gene Ontology annotation, biological process: developmental process; regulation of transcription by RNA polymerase II. The transcript has 2 exons. The coding region runs from base 433 to 972 and encodes 179 amino acids.